Molecule: messenger RNA, 12692 nt
Organism: Magallana angulata
Lineage: Eukaryota; Metazoa; Mollusca; Bivalvia; Ostreida; Ostreidae
Product: polycystic kidney disease protein 1-like 1
Exons: 66
Coding region: 47-12625 (4192 amino acids)
Biological process (GO): kidney development
Cellular component (GO): membrane
Molecular function (GO): protein binding
Source: RefSeq, a predicted model, not a curated record
UGAACACAAAACUGAAGAAGAUGAAAGUUGUCGAAGUUUGCGGAGAAUGGUGAACGCUCGAGGAAGUGAACUUUUGAUUGCAAUCUUGAUUUGUUUUCAUCCUUUAAUCACCAAUUGUGAUGUGAGCGUGUCAGAGCAGUACUGGCACCAGGGUUGUUACGCACAGAAUAUCGACGAGAGACCAGACAUUGGAAACACAAGGCAGCAUAUUUCUGACAGUUCCCAGUGUGCGAGUUUCAGAGCAGUGGAAUGUGCUCGAGCCUGUCUCAAAGAACGGUAUAAGUUGGCAUCAGUGGGAUCUGAAUGUCUAUGUCUGAACAACACAGGACAGCUGAGGACCCAAAAUCAAGAUGUUGUUAAAUGUUCAAGCUCGGAACAGCAGAGUUGCCCAUUAUUUCCAUGUUGCCCAGCAAAGUCUGCAAGUGUGUUUCUUGUGGAGGGACCGUACAUCUCCGAGGUCAAGGCCAAUGUUAAUGUGGACCUUGUCAUCAGAAACAGGGCUGUUGUCAUAGAAACAGUCAUAAAGAUUUCAAAGCUAUUAAACAUUUCCAAAGAAUUGGAAAAUGACACUGAAUUUUUACAGUUGAAUAUUGAAUGGACCAGUUUGGAUUUUAGAGAAAAUGUUUCAGCAGUUGCAGAAAAGAAUGAGAUCUAUUACAGAAUACCAAUUACCUUUACCGUGUCAGGCCCUCAAGUUGUGGAUGUGUAUGUCACCAAUAAGAUAUCACUGCUUUCAACAACCUUAAGGAUUAAUGUCCUUGACCCUUCACCUCUCGAUCUUGAAAUUGUGAACCUCGUUGACCUCUCUGAUCAGCCAUCUUGUUUGCCAGAAGAGUUUGUAGUCCCGGAAAAAGCCCAGUUCUUCUCAGUUUUCCAGGGAGCCAAUUUUUCAUUGGAGGUUUCUGUUGCUGUUGGGGAAAAUGUAACCUUCACCUUUGAAGAGAGGUCACUGGGGAUAAGAGAGGUCAAGGUCACUGAAGUCUGCAUUGAUGGCUGUUCAACAAUUCAGUGGUUCCAGCUCCAGACAUUAGGAGUCUACCAAGUAUGGGUUACUGCAGAAAACACGUUUGGGAAACUCUCAAAGUCCAUUUAUGUGGUGGUGAUGGAAAGAAGACUAUCCAAUCUCAGAUUUUCCAGAGGAAGCCUGGAAUCAGGAGUGGUACCUUCUGGGACAGCGGUAGAGUUCUUGAUCCAGGUUGAAAUUCAUUCCAGGUUCAACUCCACGCUGACCAUUGAUGUGCUGGACGGUCACACUCAUGUGGCCUCCCUGGAAGACACCAGUGAGAAGACGCUGGCCCUAAACUGUAGCUCACAGGGAGAAAUGUACAUAACCUCUAGUUACGGGAUGGGCUGUGUUCUGCAUGUCAAGUUUCAACAUGCUUUUGUAGAGGAGAGGAAUUAUCGACCAAGAGCCAGGGUUAAGAGUGGGGACCUGUCUGUGGAAGGAGAACUAGACUCAGAGUUAAUUGUCAUGCACCGCCUCAGUCUGACUCGGAUUGUCUCCCCUGGCGCAUGCUCGGUCAACCAAGCCUGCGAGUUUGACCUUCAACUUGAGCCGUCUUCUCGUUCUGCUGAGAUCAUGUGGACGAUCCUGCAAAAUAACAAUUCUGUUGAUACCAUUCAAGGGUCCAAGAAAUUAAGUUAUGUUUUUCAGGAGGCUGGAUGUUUCCAUGUGGAAGCAGUAGCGGAGAACAGUUUGAGUCGUGUGGAGGAGUCCACCAAUCUUCAUGUGAUGAUUCCCGUAUCCGACUUGGUCAUCCAUUGUGACGGUGGACAUGUCUUUUCAGGGACAGACAAAGUUGUGUGUCAAGCUGAUGUGAUGGAAGGUAGCAAUAUACAGUUUGCUUGGAAUGUGAAGCCAGCAGCUCAAACAAUCAGAACUGUCAACACGGUUCCAUCAUCUUCAAUACAGCCAAUCAAAGUCCUCAAUGCAAAUCUGUCGUCCGAGGCAAGCUUUGUUUUCCAGGACUCUGGGCUGUACAACAUCAGUGUUAGUGUGUUUAAUGGUAUCAGCAAGCUCACCAAGUCUGUCCCUGAGGCCAUUCAAAUACAGGAGGAAAUCCAGUGUGUGGUCAUGAAGAGAGGGCGUGCCAGGUACCCUAGAGGGGUAGUGGUGCUACGAGACAGGGUCCUCUUCCUAGUCAAAACCUGUGGGGGAAGCCAGGUGCAAUUAGAAUUUGACAUUGGAGAGGGCAGAAAGAGAUUCCCAUACAUCUACAUAGAGGAAGAGGAUUUGUAUGAGGUGUAUUUUACCUUUACUAUUGAGGGGAGCUUUGCAGUUGUAGUUUAUGCUUUCAAUCAUGUCUCCGAAGUCCAUUACCAGACAAGAGUUCUGGUCCAGCGACCUGUGGUUGGAGUGACCUUGACAUUGAACCAGAAACGACCCCAUGUUGGUUCACCUUUGGUCAUCAAAGUCUUGGAAGAAGGGCGUCUCUGUAGACGGAAUGACCUGGUGUAUGUGUUCAGAUUCUCUGAUGGCAAGGAAAUAACAACGGCAAGUCCAGCAGUGACCAGAGAAUUCAGCCAAUCAGGAAGCUGGCAUGUCAAUGUCACAGCAACCAAUCUAGUUGACAAGGUGAAUAUGUACUCGCAAUUCUCAGUAAAAGAUGAUGGAAUACUUGAUGUUGCUCCAGUCAACUCCCUCUUCAAUGCCGUCAACCGACCAAUCGAAUUCCAGAUUCAGGGUAUUGAGGCUGAGGCAUACAACAUUGAGGUGCGGUUUGGGGAUGACAAACCUCCUUCUGUUCUAUCCAGCACUCAAUGGGACCAUGUUUACACACAGCCUGGGAUGUAUGAGGUCUCUGUUGUCCUUCACACGGUUAACCUUGGGGAUCUAGAGGUCACCGGCCUUGUCAUCAUUCAGGAAGAGCUUCAGGAUGUGGUUAUCGAUGCACCAAGUUUCAUCAGCAUCGACAGGAUUACUAGAGAGCACCGCUUUGAAGCAAUGAUUACAGACAGUGGAACUAGGUUAACGGAAGGUGGAUUAAAGAUUAAGGGUGAUCGUUACAAGGGCAUUAACAGUAAAUCCCAGAGUACAAAUGGUGGAUCCCAGAUUUUGUAUACUUGGUCAUUGAAUGGACGACAGUCGAAAAUCCGCACUGUUAACUGGAUUAUUGAAGAAUUUGAUCAGCCUGGUAAAAGCGUAUUGGUUGUUGAAGCAAGCAAUGACCUUGGAGAUAAGUUGUUUGCUCUCCAAGAGGUCAGAGUUCAGUACCCUGUUAUGAAGGUGACCUUGUCACCCUUCCCGACCAUUGAGACAGAGGUGUGCGACAUCUUGGUCAGCGUGACAGGAAGUCGGGAAGUUUCCGUUGAUGUGGAUUUUGGUGAUGAUGUGACAGAGACUUUUUCUUCUAGCAGUCUACAAAGAAAUAUGAAGGCAUCCUCUAGCCUGUAUUUACCUAAAUAUAGUUUAAUAGUCCAACACAGGUAUGACCUUAAAGGUCACUAUGAGGUCAAGGUCAAUGUUUCUAACCACAUUUCCUGGGCAGCUGACAGUGUCGUGGUUGAGGUUGGGGAGGGAAUAGGGAACGUAACCCUGGAGGUUCUGUCUCGUUUCUCAGAGCAGAACUCGACCUAUGUUGUGUCCAUCAGUGACCCCUUGGUUGUCAGGGCAACUGUAACCAAGGGAGACAACCUGACCUUCACCUGGGAUUUUUCUGAGUAUCCAGCCGGAGGACUGAGAGAUCAAUACGGGAAUGAGAGUUCCAGUACAGCAACUUAUGCCUUCAGCAUGAUAGGUCUUUUCCGUGUAUCCGUGAGGAUUAGCAGCCCUUUCUAUCGAGAACCGCAGGAAUUUCCGUUUAGAUACAAAUUCAAAAUCGUCGAGGAAAUUCAAGGAUUCUACGUAGAGGUGAUUGGGUCUGAGAAAACAGGAGCUGCCUUGAAGAGAAUAAAUGGUGUUCUACAGACAGGGGAGGUCACCCUGAAAGCCACCUGUGAGAAGGGCUCUCACAUCACGUUCCAGUUUGAUUUUGGGGAUGGAACCACCAUGAUGGUGCCUGGGGUGGAACAUUUUCUACAGUACAUAGAGGGGACUGCUUCUCACCGUUACACACGAGAGGGAGCAUACAACAUAACCGCAACAGCCAUCAAUCCCCUUGGCAACAAGACAACAGCUCUGGACAGGCUGUUCUAUGUACAGACUGCCUCCCACGGAUUGAAGCUAGACAGAGACGUCUACAACACAAAACUGGGCGACGAGACUGUGAUCAGGGUUAACCACACAGAGGGCUCGAACGUGACCUUUGACUGGAAACUCGGGGACCAGUUUGAUGUCAUCAGCGAUGCAGGGCCAGUAAUGAGACAUACCUACCAGAACCGAGGGACCUACACAGUGACUGUCAUUGCCAGGAACAAGGUCUCCGCCCAGACAGACCAGGCCGAGGUGGUUGUUCAGAGUCUUAUUCAGGGGGUGAAGUUGACAGCCAAUGCGAAUGUCAUUGAGGUCAAACAGGUUCUAACCUUCAUGGCAGAGACUGUCCCAGAGCCAGAACUAGCCUCAUUCUACAUCUGGAAUCUGGGAGACAGCCCCGGGGGUCCACGCCAGUCUCUAGGGCCAGUGCUGGAGUAUAGUUACAGGAUGACCGGCCGUUUCAUUGUGACGGUGGGAGCUUACAAUGACAUUAGCGGGGCAGAGUCACCCCCCUUGGAAAUCUUUGUUCAGUCUAAGGUGACGAAUCUCAAAGCCUUGUUUAUGAAUGACUACUCACUUGUCAACACCAGCCUGCAGUUCGGGACCUACUCCUACUCCGGCUCAAAUCUGACCUACGUCUGGGACUUUGGGGACGGGUCUCCAUUGCUGACCACUAUGGAUGGGGGACCAAGAGUUAGACACACCUAUACAAAGAUGGGGCGGUACAUCGUGACCCUGACCGCCUACAAUCAGAUCAGCAGUGACACCCACAGACUGGAGCUGUUUGUGGUCGACCGAGUCUGUAGACUGCCAGAGUUUGACAUCCACAGCCAAGUGAUGGACAAGGAUAACAAGGUCAACAAGGUUAACAAGUUGUUUAUGACUGACAAAAUCCACUUUGAGGCUGAGGUCACUCAUCUACAUUGUGAGUACACUAAUGUGAUUGAGUACCAGUGGAGCUUCCAGAGUGACCAAUCUAUCAGCCAAUCAGUGUCCUCCAUUUGGACAGCCAGUCAAGAUCCUGCUUUGUUUCAGCGCAGAGUGUUAAAGCUACCCCCAGGAUCAUUGAAAGCGGGGAAUUACACUAUUUCACUUACUGUUAAAUAUGCUGGGACCAUAGUGUAUGCCACCAAGAAGGAGAGCGUAGAGGUGGUGCAGGCACCACUUGUAGCUCACAUUCAGGGUGGUGCCUUGAGACAGGUUGCUUACCGUGGAAACGUUACGCUGAAUGGAACAAAAUCAAGAGACCCAAACUCGGAAUUUUCAUCACAUCUGAGGUAUAAUUGGACAUGCAGCACAAGUUUGUCAAGCAUAGAAGCAAACUGUUUCCAGGACAACAUCUCUGGGACCUUUGACAUGAGUGACCCUGUUCUGACCUUUCCUGUAUCCUGGUUACAGAGUGGUAACCAAUAUCUGUUUGUUUUGGAGGUGUCUGCCAGUGGUCUGGACUCUGGGAAUACCACCCAGGUCAUUGACAUCCAUGGAGAUGCCCUUGAGGUGAGCAUUUCUUGUCCUCUUUGUGAGCUUGGUAACAUCAGGGAGGGUAAACCAAUCAGAAUGGAGGCAGUGUGCCCUGAGUGUGCAGGGAAUCCCUUGGUGAUCUAUAAAUGGACACUGUCUGUGGUGCUGGGAUAUCCCAGAGUCAGGGAAUGGAAUCCAAUCCGCUGUAUGAACCCUGGGAAUUCUCAGUUUGAGCUCUGGCGACAACAAAAUACCAGCCGGUCCAGGGAUUGGAUGAACAGUAUAACAGGCACUCCAACCAUUUCAACAACCCCCAGGUCUACGCCCUUGUCAAGCACCAAAAAAAUAAUCGACAUCCUUCAGAAAGAGGACAGGUCAUCAACCACAGAAACUGAACAAGUCCUUAACCCAGAGAUAAAUGAGGACAGGUCAACUAAAUCUAGGGUCACCACUGGCAACAGAGCAGAAGAUGGGCAGGCAACCAAAAUGGAAGACCCUUUUCCAUUUGAAAGGGUCCUGGAGAACACAGAAAAUAUCAAUGGGCGCAAACUGGGUCAAUCCCAGCAGGGAGGGACGGGGAUGAUGUUCCCGGUCAACGAGGGCUCCCCGGGCGAGGUGGGCAGUUCAGAUGGGAGACUACCAGGGGAUAUCUCAGAAGGAACAGGGGAUGGUAGACAGAAUAACAAAGACAGCAGCGGCAGGGGACCAUCUACUCCUGAUCCGGUUAACCCUGAUUCACGGAACGUCCCUGAGAAACCCCCAAUAAGCUUGAUGAUCAAUAGGGAGUCAAACCAGGUCCUGGUGGGGUUCCCCAGGUAUUCCCCGGCCCUGCUCCUGGCACCCGGCCAACUGUUACCAGCGAGGGCAUACAUCGUCACGGUCACUGUAGAAGAUGGACAGCGAAGAGGAGAAGCUAGAGAGACGUUUUUCAUCAACGAGGGGCCCAGUAAGGGGGCUUGUGAAGUGGGGCCAGACAGGGGAGAAGAGUUUAACACAAAGUUCAAGGUCUUCUGCAAAGAAUGGCAGGCCAUGUAUCAACCUAUUAGUUAUCAAGUAACCUUUGACCUCGGAAACAACCAAUCAGAAGUUCUGCUUUACCAAGGACUGAAGAAGAGUCUGGACUUCACCUUGCCUGCUGGUCUACCUCAUCAUAAUUACAAAGUUUUCCUGAAGAUUUCGGUGCUGGACGGGAGAGAUGCUGCCAUUCAUUACUGUUCUACCUCUGUCACGGUCCAUCCGGCACGAGUCAGUGGAGGGCGAACGGAUCAAGGUCACCGGCCAGACUCAGGAAGUGGUGGAUUCAAUGCAGCAGACGACAUCUUAUCUAAGCUGAAGAAUCAGUAUGCUGCCAGCCUGUACAAAGAUGACGGACAGACACGGAUUUCCACCCUGUACCUGGCCCACCUAUUGAACAGGGGAGACCACCCCCAACAAGAGAGACUGCUGCAGGAACUCCUCAGAAACCUCAUGAAUCUGCGCAUAGAGGAUGAGGUCGAAGUUCUACAGACACUACAGGCCCUAGUGCAGCUUACUGCAAACACCAACAAGAUGACCAGAGUAUGCCUAGCAACCUCCACCAGUUUAUUAAAUGACCUUGUGGAAAAGACCUUGACCUUGUAUACUAAAAGACAGUCCCCAGUGCCUGGCCUCCUUCUGUCUGCAGUGGAGGCAGGAUCCAACAUUGUCAAGGCCGUCUCCAUGGCAGCAGCCUCACAGAAUGACCUGUGGUUUUACAGAGAGAAACUUACCCAGAGUAUUCAGUUGGUGGAGCUGUUUCUGAGGAAUGAGAUCCAAUAUCACAUGAUCGGGGAGCAGCCAAUCAGGAUUGGCGACACCGCCUUUAUUUCAGCAGUUGGUGGAGUCUUUCAGUACAAGGACAUAGCAACAUUUGAUAUUGACCAAUCAAGAAUUGUUUUGCCAAAACAAGUUUUCACUCCAAAGGGCCUGCAAAAUCUAACGAAAAUGCAGAGUACCUCAGGAAUUACCGCCCAUGGUCACCUGACCCCAAUAGCAUCGGAAAAGUGUGUGAGGGUAGAGUUCAUCAAGUACCUGACCAAUCCUUACCAGCAUGUCCAGAAAGGGAGCCUGCUAGUUAAUUCUGAGGUGACUACACUUAACAUGUAUGAUUGCCAUGGAAACAGUCUAGAAGACCUUCAACCUGAUGACCCUGUGUCAAUUCAGUUACCACGGAGACCACAAAGGGCCGCUCAGGAAAUAGUGUAUACAUUACAGAAGUCCAGCAUGAACGUCCACCAGUUCAACCUGUCUAGGAACAGCCUACAGCAGACACUGCAGAUACACAUCCAGAUGUCUCCAGCAGCCAAUGAGGGCAGGCUGUUUCCAACAACUCUCCUGAUUGGAUACAAGAAACAUCCCACGCCACAGAGAUACCUUCUGAAGCAGGAGAGUCCAGCCGCCCAAACAGACAUCCGGGUAUUCUUGCCUUCCGGGUUCUUCAAUGUAUCGGGGGAAUAUUACCUCGGGUUUGUGGACGCUAAAUACAACGCCGGAAGACCUCGUCCGGGCGAGGUACAACACAGGAACUACACCCUCACCGUCUGGCAGACACAGUGCCUCUACUGGCGGGAAAAGGAGAACCGAUGGUCACGUGACGGUUGCUGGGCAACAGACAUGUCAACCUAUGCUUUGACUCAGUGCAGAUGUAACCACUUGUCCACGUUUGGGGCGUUCUCCGUGGAGGUGUUUCCGGUCCUGUCCUUGAUCCCCGUGGACACCUUCUUUGACGCCAACGAGAACCCCGUCUGUGUGACGCUGACUGUGAUGGCGCUGCUAGUAUACGUCACUCUGAUAGUCCUCUGUCAUAGGGCGGACCGUCACGACGCCAGGAAGGGGGGAAUACUCUACCUCAGGGACAAUGCCCUCACCGACAAGCAGAAGUUCGAGGUCAUCGUGGAAACGGGGUUCAGAAGGGGGGCUGGAACAACUGCUAAGAUCAGUAUAAUUUUGCACGGAGAGGAGGGAAUGUCCGGUACAAGAGAACUGAUCAGUGAUGACGACAGACCGAUGUUUGAAAGAAACUCCAGGGACAAGUUCAUUCUGACGCUGCCUGAGAGUAUCGGUAAAAUUUGGAAGGUUCAGAUUUGGCAUAACAAUGUUGGAUCCUCCCCCAGCUGGUACCUGAGCCGGGUCAUCGUCAAGGACCUUAACAAUGAACGUGAGUUCUACUUUAUAUCAGAGAAAUGGCUGGCGGUGGAGGAGGAGGAUGGGAAAGUGGAGAGAGAGUUCCUGGCACUGGACGGGAACCUGGGGUUCAAACGAGUGUUCCUGACCAAGGGGACGCAAUACCUGGCGGACUAUCACCUGUGGUUAUCGCCCUUUACCUGUCCCUCCUAUAGUCAGUUCACGCGGACCCAGAGGUUGACCUGCUGUCUGACCCUGUUCUCUGUCUACAUGUGUUUGAAUACCCUGGUGUACCAUUACACCUAUAAACAGUACCACGGUGAGUUUAGGUUGUUGGACCUGUCUUGGAAUAGCGUUAUUGUUGGAGUCGUUUGCUGUGUGGUGGUCAUUCCAUUGAAUUUUAUUUUGUCCUUUUUAUUCCGGAGAAGCAAGCUGGUUCCAACAGCGCGUAGUAAAACGUCAUCAGCAGAAGACAAAGAUGAAGAUGCGUAUCCGAGCGGGAAACCGAACGAGAACUCACAGGAAGAGGAAACUGACACCUCGGCGGAAGUGGUCCAACCCAUUAUGACGUAUUCCAUUCUUGAUCAAUCUAUUUUGAACUGGCCAGCUAUACAGAAUUGGGCACAAAAACAAUGGAUCAAGCGACAACAAACUGUCAGCAAGGAGAGUCAGAGUUCACAGACCGAGGCCCUACUCAGUAAAUUGAUAGGUUCAGAGACGGACAUGGCGUCCAGCGGUUUCGAGGACUCUAACAGUACAGAGCCCCAACCACAGAUGACCCUCAGUUCUACCAACAGCAGCGUCAAGAACAAGACAGCCUCGGAGAGCAGUCAGAGCUCGGCCAAUUGUCCAGCUCCGUCUAAGAAGAACCCCAACUCUCGUCUGCUCCUGCCCACGUGGAUGCAGUACGUCACGUGGUUUCUGUGUGCCCUUAUUAUCGUCUGCUCAACAGUUCUGACGAUUUGGAUCGGUUUCCGGUUUGAUGAAGUCCGUAGCAUCCUUUGGUUGCAGUCUCUCUACAUCAGUGUGUUAUUCUGUAUAUUCGUCGUCCAUCCAAUCCUGAUAUUCAUUGCGGUAUUAUACACAACUGUGCGGUAUCGAUGUGAUCCCAGCAUCCUGGACCAUUAUGAAGAAUCCUAUUUCGGCGAAAACGCGGAAAGGGAAAUAUUUCGUAGGAAAAAGGAACAGUCGUGUGAAAGUUGGACCGAGGCAGAGGAGUUAGACAAGGCUGUAGCUGCGCGGCAAAGAUCUCGGUACCUGCGGUUUGCUAGGCCUCCACAGGAGAAGCAGCUGAUCGAAUCCAGAAAAAAAGUCAUGAAGGAGAAAAAAGCUCUCACAAUUCUGUUGGAUAUAGUAUCCUUAGUAGCCACUUUCCUCAUUGUCCUUGUUAUGGCGUAUGGCAAAGACAUCAGUCCAGAAUAUCAUCUCAACAAAGCCGUAACAGAUCAUUUUAUUGGAAAUGGCUCUCCAAAUUUUACAUCGAUAAAAUUCAGGCAGGAAUGGUAUGAUUGGGCUUCAACGACAUUUAUGGAAAGUAUCUUUAAGGAAAAUCCUGCAAGCAAACAGAAACUAGUGUUGCAAGGUUACAUCAUCGGACACGUCCAGUUGCGAAAGGUCAAGGCCACAGAAAGAGAAUGUGCGACCAUGAAUGAUAUGCCUUAUCUCUCAUUAAAAUGUAGAAAUAUUUCUAUAACUGGAUCAAGUGAACCCGAGAACUCUACAUUCCAGUCAAAAUCUUCUCCUUAUUUGUUGUUCGGUCGACAUGGCAUAUAUGACAACUCUGGUCACGUGAUUAAGCUAAAUCAUUCAAGGAAUGAGUCCGUGCUUCAAAUUCAGAGACUGGCCUCCUCUCAGUGGAUGGACGACUCCACCAAGGCCGUGUUUGUGGAGUUCACUCUGUUCCACCCGUCCACUGGCCUCUUCACCUCCGUCAUUCUGUACCUGGAAAUUCUGGACACAGGCGGAGUGACCCCAGGUCACAGUAUCAGCUCCACCUAUCUGUUCAAGUAUACGUCAGGGACAGAUAACUUCCUUCUUUUUUGUGAGCUGCUUUUCAUACUACAGACACUAUGGAAACUGAAGAUUGUUGUAUAUGACAUCGUUAAACUACAAAUGAAAUUUCUACAUUAUGGUUGGAAAGUGUUACAGAGUGUUUUAAGCCUGGUCUCCGUUGCGUACAUCGGUUGUAACAUCUACAGAUUCAUAUUGGUUUCUAAUGUUAUUGAACAACAGAGGACGACAUACAACGAGGAGUUCGUGGAUGUCUCCUUUGUUACAUUCUGGGACGAGAUGUUGCGGUGUAUGGUUGGCUUUAUCCUGUUUGGAGUCAUUUUGCAAUCUCUGCGACUUCUGAGAUACGAGCGAUUGUUUCUUCUAUUUGGAAAAAUAUACAGCCGUGCUCAUAGAGAGUUGAAAGUGUUGGCGAUUCUGCUUUUUGUGUUGCUACUGGGGUUUGCUGCUCUUGGCCAUGCCUUAUUUGGUGCCUUUUUCUUCGGUUUUGUGGAUAUGUGGAGCAGUAUUUUUACAGUGUCGGCCAUACUGUCUGGGCGCUACGUUGAUCUGACCUCUGAACCCUCUUUGAUACACGCUACCCGGAUGUUUAUAUUUUUCAUGACUGUAUUUGGCCUCGGUCUUUCCACAAUUUACGUUGUUUCUUUCUUAACGUUUCGUUUUCACGUGACAAAAAGGCGGCAGCAUAAGAUGCUAGCUUUAAGUGGACCGGAAACGCUAACGUACUACUGGCGCAUGCUCCAUCAGCUGGCGGGGUUUAGAACGGUUGAUACUAGCACGGAAUCUGAAUCCGAGCCAGACAAUACUUUGCCACCGGAGUUUACAAUGGCUGAGAUCGAAUACCAAGUGGACGAGCUUUUCUACAGAAUCGCCGCUUUAUCCGGAUCCCACACUUUACCAGAAAAACCCACCAAUUACUUCACGGAUUCGGACGGAACCUAUGGCGGGGGGGAUGACGGGAUAUCCAGUGCAGGAUCUGAGGUUCAUGAUGAGGAGAGACUUGAACACCGUGUUCACAAGAUCGAAGACAACCUGUGUUCGAAGGAGCCCUACUUAGCACAGCUUUUUGGAACAGAUAGUUUAUCAAAAGACCAGGAAAAUCAAAUCAGGUCGCAUCUAGAACUAGAGAUUUUCCGCCAGCUACAGAUUCAAAGACAAAUAGGGGGAGAAAACGAAACCAUUGGUGAAGACCCAAACACGAGGGAGCAAGAAACCUCACCACAUACAGAGUCAAAAUCAGGAACAAAUAAUCCUGGCAAAUUAGAAAUAGAGGAGGCUAGUAAUUCUUAUCUUAGGGACAAAGAGACGUGUCCACCGAGCCCCGAUUCACCAGAGUCGGUGAAAAACUCAACAGAGAAGACGAAGAAACUAGCGGUAGGGGAAGCAUUACCUGAACUAUGUCAACCCAAUGCAAAACCAGUUAUGAAAGCUCAAAAAUGUAUGAAAAAACCCGAGUUGCCCGCAAAACCAACUUUCAUAAACCCCGGGACAUCUCGAGGGGGACCAUUACAUGAAAUUCAUAAGCCGCAAAUAAUCAGUAGUCCUACAUUACGUCAGCUAAAGGCAGAUAAGUUUGGCAUUCGUGGAGAAAAAGGCGGGGCCAAAGGUGAAAGUAACAGCGGAAGUAGUAUUACUGAAUCAAGUUCCGGUUCUGAACAAGACGCUCUACAUGGCCACGUGACAGCAAUGGGGAAACGGAACUUGCGUAAAACAAAGUCACGUGGCAAAGGAAAGGGACCAGUUAAUUUAUCUUCAGUUUUGUUAGACGAAAUUGAAAGUGAACUCCAGCAAAGAGAAUGUGCAAGUGUAACUGACGAUAAGUUCGUUAUUCUUGAACAAGAAGUGUUGGAAUGCAUUGAUGAUGAAAAUUUAAAUGCAUAAGAUGCGUCUAAAUUUCUAGAGUUUCUAUUACAAUUGUAAUAGGUUUUUUAUAAUAAACGUUUUGUAA